Messenger RNA from Dunckerocampus dactyliophorus (ringed pipefish), 4238 nucleotides. RefSeq names its product mitogen-activated protein kinase 3 (gene mapk3). Lineage: Eukaryota; Metazoa; Chordata; Actinopteri; Syngnathiformes; Syngnathidae. Gene Ontology annotation, molecular function: ATP binding; MAP kinase activity. The coding region runs from base 223 to 1398 and encodes 391 amino acids. The record is from RefSeq and is a predicted model, not a curated record. Gene Ontology annotation, biological process: protein phosphorylation; intracellular signal transduction. The transcript has 9 exons. Gene Ontology annotation, cellular component: nucleus; cytoplasm.
ACCGUAUCUCAGCACGCGCAUUUACGCUGUGUGCUGAGACCAAAUCCGAGCUCUCCCACAAAAUCCGUUUCCACUCGGGGUGGCGUAGAGCGGGCCCCACUUGGCUUUGCUCCGUAAAUCAAAUACUCCGGUCGGUUAAAGCCUCGUCUGAGACGUGAAAGCUUGCCGAGAGCGGCGGUGAAAAGUCACUGAUAGAGCAGGCGCGGCUUGGAGAGGAAAAGAAUGGCGGAUUCGAGCAGCACCGCAGCGGUCGGGGCCGCAGCCUCCAACAGCGUUACUGCUGCCGGGGCUGGCACUGUUGCGCAUGAUGGAGCGCCUGGGGCUGCGGGACAGAAACCAGCGUCCGAGUCUGUGAAGGGUCAGAUUUUUGACGUGGGCCCCCGCUACACCAACCUGUCUUACAUCGGGGAGGGGGCUUAUGGAAUGGUGUGCUCUGCCCUGGACCACCUGACAAACCAGCGCGUAGCCAUCAAGAAAAUCAGCCCCUUUGAGCACCAGACGUACUGCCAGCGCACACUGAGAGAAAUCAAGAUCCUGCUGCGCUUCAACCAUGAGAAUAUCAUCGGCAUCAACGACAUUCUAAGGGCUCGGCACAUCGACAACAUGAGAGAUGUUUACAUCGUGCAGACGCUGAUGGAGACAGACCUGUACAAGCUGCUGAAGAGCCAGCGGCUGAGCAACGACCACGUCUGCUAUUUCCUUUACCAGAUCCUGCGAGGACUCAAGUACAUCCACUCUGCCAAUGUGUUGCACCGGGACCUCAAGCCCUCCAACCUGCUCAUCAACACCACUUGUGACCUAAAGAUUUGUGACUUUGGCUUGGCGAGGAUCGCCGACCCUGAGCAUGAUCACACAGGAUUCUUGACUGAGUAUGUCGCCACGCGUUGGUACAGGGCUCCAGAAAUCAUGCUCAACUCAAAGGGCUACUCGAAGUCUAUUGACAUCUGGUCAGUGGGCUGCAUCCUGGCUGAGAUGCUGUCCAACAAGCCCAUCUUCCCUGGGAAACAUUACCUGGACCAGCUCAACCACAUUUUAGGCGUCCUUGGAUCUCCAUCUCAAGAAGAUCUGAAUUGCAUCAUUAAUAUGAAAGCCAGAAACUACCUGCAGUCCCUUCCUGAAAAACCCAAGAUCCCCUGGGAGAAGCUUUUCUACAAGGCAGACUCCAAAGCGCUGGACCUGCUGGGCCGCAUGUUGACUUUCAACCCCAACAAGCGUAUCAGUGUUGAGGAGGCGCUGGCUCAUCCUUAUCUGGAGCAGUACUACGACCCCACAGAUGAGCCAGUGGCAGAAGAGCCCUUCACUUUCUCCAUGGAGCUAGAUGACCUUCCCAAGGAGAAGCUGAAGGAACUCAUCUUUGAAGAGACGUCUCGUUUCCAGGAAAACUACCAGGGCUCCUGAGACAUACAGUUUUAACGAGUGUCAAAGCCAACCAGAGGCUUGGAAUCAGAAGACCCCAGAUGACAUGCUUGAACACAAGAAAAUGCAUCCCUCUAGAAUCCAACAAGAUAACAAAACAGGAAAUUUGAACAUUGGCUGCUUUUCUUUCCAUUCCCACUGCAAGAAAGCUAAGUGUUUAACUUUGAUUUGUGUGGUUAGGUGGGGCCGUGGUGUCUGUUGACUCCCCACUCCUUCAAAAACAUUCUUCUGUUUCCUGUUCAGUGUCCUGCCUCGUCCUGCCCGUCCCUCAUGACCACCUUUCAUAAUCCAGUCUGGUUUGUUGGAGCUCUCCUGCCUCUUUCUCAUAUAAACUACUAUUACUUAUUAACCAACACCAUUACUCUAUUGUCUUGCUACAUGUACAUUACAACCUGCAGUCGAGAACUAAAAGAAUAGGGGGUUGCUUAUCGGGUGGGUUUAUUGUACAGUCCAUACAAAAUCUAUAAAAAAAAAAAAAAAAACUUUUUUUCCUUUUAAGUGGUUUGUCAGCUUUGGUUUGUACGCAGUCGUUGGCUUUAAAAUCAGCUUAGUUGUAUUGAUCUGUUCUCUGAUUUAUGUUGGAAAGUCGUUUUAAGCAGUUGAUUUUCAGGCAAAUGUUUUUACUGGCAUGUUUGCAUUUCUUUUUCUUUCUAAAUGAUCUUUAUGAAUGCAUGCAUUCCUGAAAUUUACCAAAGUGGAUGAGAGACACAAGGAACUAGUUUGGGGACGCAACAAUGUAUUAUGUUUUUCCAAUUCUACUGUUUAAACAUUUCCUGAGCCGCGGCUUUAUCAAAGGGCAGACAGAUGAACGCUCCCUCUAUUUGUGUAUAGUUACACUACGCUGAGGCUAAUUCCAAUAAAUCGUUCCGUGUAGCCAUGCCCCACAAUGCUCCAGAAUAUCAUUGGGUUGUUCUCAUACUCUGCACCUACCUGGUUAAUAGUCUGUGUUAGAGGUCGUAUGACCAUUAAAAGCACAAGUACCACCACUACACAGACAUGAGGCACCAAGAAGCUGCACAUACUGUUAAUGCUUUAGCCUUCAACGCCCUCUUCCACGCAUUAUAAAACAUCAAGGAGCCACUAUGGCAUUACUAAGUUGACCCUAACGACCAUAUGACGUUUACAUGGGCAAAAUUUUCAGUGAUGGCCCAAAGGAAAGGAAAACGGCAUCGAGUAUGGCGUAAAGUAGCUGCAGUAGGCCCGACUACUGAGAACACUGCAUGCUGCUUAAACCUCAAAAUUACCCUCAGACAAGCAACUAACCAUUUGUGGUUGUGUGUUUUUUUUUUUUUUGUUUGUUUUUUUCCCUCCAAUCUUCCUUUUUUGUUGUCCUCCGUUUGCCUGUUUAUCUGGUUGCCAUAGCAACCAUGCCUCACUGCGCUGACAGUGGCAUUGUUUCCCAUGGAUGGCUGCUGGCAUGUGUGUGUGGUAUCUGUGCGUUCUUUCUUACCGUCUGUGUCACGACUUCACGUCUGCUCGGUGCAGCACCACCUGUUGGUCCAGCUCAGUAAUUGCACCGGGGAUUAAAUGUAAAGAAAGCGGACCAACACACGGUCAGGUCCAUGAUGCUUAACACUAUGUCGACGCAGCCCUGCACCGCCUGCUGGCUUCAGCCUGCUGCAGUAAAAUAAUGUUGUACAAAGUGUCGCUGUUCUCUCAGAAGCCAUAGCCAGCACUAUGACUGUCCCCCACAACAGGUGUGAGGCUUUUUUCUUUUUUGUGCACAUGCGGUGAAAUGCAUUGAUUUAUUCACCCUUCCCAACACUUGCCACGCUUUACUCAAAGGGCUGCAUCCCUCCCUACCUACCUGUGCGCACUUCUUUUCUGCCACGACUUCACUUUUGCCAUUUGCUGCCACUAUUUCAUCCUCGCCUACUCACACGAUCAAUCACACGGCCCAAUCAGCACGCCUGCACUUUGUUGUUCAUUUUGGUCCUCAGUCUUUUCCCUCCGUGUGUCCGGUCCUGCUCGCUCAGCUUUAAGUAUCUCUUGCUUUGUGUGUGUCUGUCAAGUGUUUCUAUAUUAAGCCAAGUUUUUUUUCUCCUUACUGUGUGCGCGUGUGUGUGUGUGUGUGUGUGUUCCUCACAACUCCCUCUUUAUUGUGCUUUUUCAUACAUUGUGUGUGAGAUUAUUUCUUUUCCAUCCAGUGCAAAAUGGUUCUUGCAAAAGUCACGCAUUUGAAUAACCAGCCACUAGUCCACCAACCCUGCUUGCUUUUUCUCCGACCUGAACAAACAUCUGACUGGGUUGCCAUGGUUCCAAAACCAAGAGGACUGUUUUGCACUCACACACACACACACACACCCUUUGACUGAGGAGUGUAUGCGUGUGUCUGUGUGUGUGAAAUGUUGCACUUGAACAUGCCAUACACAUUCACACAGUAUCAAUGUGUCUAGUGGCCUGUCUGUCAUACGGCCUGUUUCCAGAUAUCGUUGUUUUUAAAUGGUCAUUCUUAUUAUUACCGUUGUUAUAUUGGUGAGUUGUUGUAAUUUUUUUUUUUUUUUUACUUAAAAGGGAGUUAAAGUUGUAUUUUUUUUUAAUGAUUAGGAUGGGGUUUUUUGUCUUGCUUAUUUCUCUUAUGGACGUGAUUAUUAUUGACAGUGUUUUCAGUCUUUCUGAGACCUUUUUUUUUUUUUCCAACUUGGAUUUUCCCUCCAAGUUCUUUAUAAGGAAUUAUUUUAAAAGGAAUUAUCUGUCGAUUGUCAAAGAGAUAUGAGUUAUUGAGGGUUAUUGUCUGUAUAUUGUAUGGAUAUUAAUUAAAUGAUUAACAAAGAAACAAAGUUAUAUUACAUAAUUGAAUAAAAUUUCCUGAUACUGUUGCA